Neogale vison (American mink) is the source of this 2120-nucleotide messenger RNA. RefSeq names its product chromosome 14 C16orf54 homolog (gene C14H16orf54). The coding region runs from base 262 to 954 and encodes 230 amino acids. The transcript is spliced from 2 exons. NCBI's taxonomy places the organism in Eukaryota, Metazoa, Chordata, Mammalia, Carnivora, Mustelidae. The record is from RefSeq and is a predicted model, not a curated record.
ACCCUCCUCCACAGGGAGGAGAGCUCUGAACAGAGAGCCAGGAGCCCAGGGGCUGCCCCGGGGUAAGGCCCCUGUAGGUGUGGGGCCCGGCGGGCAGAGACAAGCAAGGGAGACAGAGUUGGUGGGGACAGCCACAGGUACAGUGGGGACGCCUGACGCCGCCCACGACAGCAAGCAAAGUGGAGCCUGGAGAGAGCAAGACCUACUCCACGGGGAGAGUCGUGAGGCCGCAGGAACGUCCCAGGUGCCAGCCUACGGCGGAUGCCUUCCACUCCAGAGCAGCCCUUUGGGCACACGGGGGGCGUCCCUGUGCCGGAGAUGGGCUCGUGGCCCCCGCUGCCGUGCGGACCCUGCAUCCCCAUCAUGCUGGCGCUGGCCUCCCUCGCCGCGCUCUUCCUCCUGACCACAGCCGUGUUGGCAGAACGCCUGUUCCGCCGCGCUCAGCACGCAGGCCCCAGCCACCACGCGCCCACCCUGGUCUGGCGCCCCGGAGGAGAACUGUGGAUCGAGCCCAGGGGCACCCCCCGAGAGCGUUCGGAGGACUGGUACGGCUCUGCGGUCCCUCUGCUGAUGGACCGGGCCCCAGACCCUCCCACCCCCGGGGGCAGCUUGGAGGCCCGGGCAACAGCCCCACCUGCCCCCUCUGCACCCCCCAGCCCUUUAGCCCCUCUCUCCCCUCCCAGCUCCUUGGGCCCCCACACCCCACCCAGGGCCCCAGUCCGCAGCACCUUCUGGGGACCCCAGGCCUUGGACGAGAGGCCCUGUGCCCCAGGCUUGGUGAGCUGGGCUGAGCCGGAACACAGGCCAGAGGCCACCAUGCACUUGGGGAGCCCCCAGGCCCAGAGGCAGCAACUAGGAAGCCCUGAUCUUGAGUGGGGCCCCCAGCCUCGGGUCACCCUGGAGCAGAUCUCCGCUUUCUGGAGGCGCGAAAGUCGGACCAGUGUGGGGUUCUGAAUCCCCACGGCCUGGGGGAUGGGCCUCCCAAAGACCCCUGAGGAAGGCCGUACCUCACAGAGUCUCUCUGAGGCCUUAAAGACCUGAGGCUCCAGCUCGGGAACCCAAGCUGAUACCCCGGGGCCCCAGGAAGAAUGCCCCCCAACGCGCUGCUGGCCUUUUACAUCUGGAUUUCAGUUCCCUGGAUCUGCCCCCAUCCGCCAGCACAGGCUCCGUGUGGACAGAACUGGUGCUGAGGGGAAGCUCAGAAGUGCUCCCUGUGGCUGCCUGUGGCUGCAGCCUGCGGCAAGCAGCGCGGAGACCUGGGCGUGGCGCCCACUCUGGGCCAGACGCCACCGAAACCAUGUUGCAGAUUCAGAGCUCAAGGUACCAAAGAGGCAGAAAAUAGCAUCAUCACGAGGCUUCCACCUUCCUUCCUUGCGCACCUAAGAUGCCAGGAUCCGAGUGCAGGAGUCCCACGGAUGCCAAAGAACAGGCUGAGUGUGGGUGACGAGGGUCCGUCCCGCCAGCAGGAGAGGACAGGAAGCCAGCCUCCUGGAGCCACAGAUCACGCCUCCAGAAAAACACACACAGAGGUCAAGACCAGGCAAAGGAACAUCUAAUUACAGCUCAACGGUGGCUUUGACCUCCAACUUGCAACAGGGACUUGGUCAGCCAAACUGAAGAGGCCCCUUCUUUGCCUACAGCUGGGACUUUGCAUCAAUGGCAGUCAGCAGGCAGCCCUCCGACUCUGACCCCUCCAGGGUGAGGGAGGCCAGUGGAAAGGAACCCUGCCCGAGGACAGAGCGGCUCCUAGUAUGUGGCUACUAGCUACCCUCCCUCCCAGCUGUGGCUUCCCUCCCUCGCAGCUCUCUCGCUGAAUCAGUCCUGAGAGACAGAUCUGCCCCGAGGCAGGCUUAUUUAAAAGGCUCCACCCUGGAGAAAUGGAGCCCAGAGAUGUCCUUGGCCCUAAAGUCAUCUCUCUGAGCUGACCUCCUCUCUGGGAUCGGAGCCAGGAGCUGGAGAGAGGGGAAGGCGUUUCCAUUCCCAAGGGGUCCGAUUUCCCAGCUUCAGUCAUGGACGGUUGGGAUUUUUGUCCAACCGCUUUGCCACCUGUCCUAGUAUUUACUUUAUGUUUUUCUUUAGGAUGACUUACUAUUUGCUUAAUAAACUUAUUUUGAAAGGAA